GAUCUGCGCGCCGAAAUGAGAUGCGGAGAGAAAUGCUGCAGGUCUGAGUGAUUGAGGCCGCCAUGGCCCCUCCCAUCCUCUUCUGCUUCCCCCUGCUGUUCCAUCUGCGUUCAGUCCUCACUGCACGCGCUAAGGCGUCCGCUGCGAUUCGGCGACUGCGCGCAUCGCUGGACAAGACGCGGGAGCAGACAGGCACGCCCUACCACUUCCUGUUUAUUCAUGGCGCCUACCACGGGGGAUGGUGCUUCGACGCGCUGGUGGAGCAGCUGAGGGAGGAGGGGCAUGGGAGGGAGGCAGUGGCUCUCGAAGGAACGGCUGUCGACGCCGUGUCUAGCUUCGAAGAGUAGGAGAGAUGAGAACGAGUGCACUCACGCUUGAUGACAUGAUGACACUCUGUCUGUGUGCGUCACUUGUGUGCUCCCGUGCAGGAAUCUGAUGGGGUAUCCCGACGCCUAUCGUGCGCUGACCUUCGACAAGAUGGUGGAUCGGACUGUCGAGAAGGUUGCCAGCCUGCCCGAUGACGCCAAGGUCGUGCUGGUGGGCCACAGCUGGGGCUGCAUGCCUAUGACGAUGGCCGCAGAAAAGUGCCCACCCGAGAGGCUGGCCUUCAUCGUCUACCUGAGCGGUCCUUGUCCAUCCGACGGGCAGUCGGCUUUCGACCUCGGCAACGAGUGGUUCGCCACGCCAGCAAGUGAGGGGGGCGGGGCGGAGCUCAUCACCGAGGUGAUGGACAAGGGCAAGUUUUGGGAAGACCACUACCCCGAAGACGACCUCAGGAGUCCCAGCGGGCUGAGAGUCAAGAGGAGUCCGUCUGACAAGACCGAUGAGAAGCUGCAGUUUGUGCGUCGGGUGGGCCAGGCAGAGUUCUACUGCGACCUGAGCGAAAUGGAGAGAGUGAGGAAGGCGCUUUAUGGCUGCUGUCCUGAGCGCGUGUCAGCCGAGAUGCUGGCGCGUAUGCGGCCGAUGCCUUUGGCCAACUUCAGCGUCCGUGUGGCCCUCACCGAGCGAUUCGAGAGCAUCCCCCGAGCGUACGUCAAGUGCCUGCGUGACGAGAGCAUGCACCCGGCCUACCAGGAGUUUAUCGUCAAGAGGCGGGGCUUUCGGGAGGGGAGCAAUGCUGUGUAUGAGCUGGACACGGACCACUCGCCGCAGGUGUCGCACACCAAGCAGCUGGCGGCCCUGUUGGCCGACUUGGCCGAGGGAUGGGAGAGGGAGGGGAAGCUUCAGAAGUAGACAGACAGAUGGAGGACGGUAUGCCUGCUGGCAUGGUGUGGUGUGGGUGUCUGUCUGUCUGAGCGGUGUUUGCAAGUGGCAAGGCGUGAAUGCCUUUGCGUCGAUUGAGGGUGCGUGGAUUCGUGACUGUCUUUAUGGUGCUGGUGGAUAACUCGACAAUGGCAUGCAUGGUUUGAUAAGUGUCGUCAAGCACAUGAGACGACAGUCCAAUCGAAUCUGAAUGUCCA
Molecule: messenger RNA, 1460 nt
Organism: Vitrella brassicaformis
Lineage: Eukaryota; Vitrellaceae
Source: the annotation of a GenBank genome assembly